GCAUGGUAAGAGUCUUUCACAGAAUCACACGCCACCUCCGUCUUUCUUCUUAGACAAUCUACUCGACUCAAUCAGCUGGUUUCCUUGCUUCUCUCUAUUGAUCGGCGAGAUUCAAUCAGCCAUGGCCGCACUGGAAUAUUUGGAUUCGCUUCGCAAUGCCCACCCCGAACUUUCCGACUGGUGCACCACCCUUGGAGAUCUGUACCAGCAAAAGCUCUGGCAUCAGCUCACGCUCAAGCUCGAACAGUUCGUUACUCUCAACAUCUUUCAGGUGGGAGAUGCACUGAUACAGCUUUAUCAUAAGUUUAUCGCAGACUUCGAGACAAAGAUUAAUCUUCUCAAGCUAGCUCAUUUUGCUGUCAUUGUUUCUCGUCGGUACACAGGGACAGAAGCAGCCAUUAGUUAUCUCGAAGUUGUGAUCGCAAAACUUCAUAAUACUAAAGAGAUGCGCAUAGAGGAACCAGUGCUGUAUAUUAAGAUGCAAAUUGCUUUACUGAAACUUGAGCAAGGGGAUCACAAAACCAGUAACAAACUUUUAGAAACUGGAAAGAGUACACUUGAUAGCAUGACCGACAUUGAUCCAUCUGUGUAUGCAAGUUAUUAUUGGGUGUCAUCUCAGUAUCACAAACGUCAACAAGAAUUUGCAGGGUUUUAUAGAAGUGCUCUCCUCUAUCUCGCUUACACUUCAGUAGAGUCUCUUUCAGAAUCAUUUAAGCUGGAUUUGGCAAUUGAUCUGUCUCUAUCAGCUUUGCUUGGAGAAAACAUAUACAACUUUGGAGAGUUGCUAGCACAUCCAAUUAUAAAGAGCCUUGUAGGGACAAAGGAUGAGUGGCUCUACUCUACUCUUGAAGCAUUCAACACUGGUGAUUUGGCUCGCUAUCAAGAACUGUGUCAUGUCCAUCAAGCUGCUUUGUCUGCCCAACCUGCACUGGUUCAUAACCACAAACGCCUUCUGGAAAAGAUUAAUGUUCUCUGUUUAAUGGAAACUGUUUUUAGACGUCCAUCUGAAGACAGAAUUAUCCCAUUCAGUAUCAUUGCAGAGCGCACUCAUUUGCCUGUAGAAGAUGUGGAGCAUCUAGUUAUGAAGGGUCUUGCUGUGCAUCUGAUAGAGGGAGUAAUUGAUGAAGUGGAAGGGAGUGUUUAUGUUUCCUGGGUACAACCAAGAGUUGUGGGCAUUCCUCAAGUAAAAUCAUUAAGGGAUCGCACGGACGAUUGGCUCGAGAAAGUGCACCAUGCCUUGUUAUCUCUGGAGGCCGAAACUCCUGACCUACUAGCUGCUGCAUAAUAAUGCAUUUGUGCUCUUGACUUCCCAGCAAAGACACAUGAUAUUCACAUUCUAUGGUUCCCUUUUCCCCAUUAUUUUGUUUCUAAAGAUAUUACAUGAUAUCAAAAUGUAACGAUUUAGAUGGGAAUAUCUUCUAAGGAAAAAUUGAAAUUACAAGUCUCGUUUUAUCGGUUUUCUAAAACAGUCUUACCUAAUGGUAAUUGAAAAUAAUCUGACCGUCAGCAC
Messenger RNA from Cuscuta europaea, 1510 nucleotides. Lineage: Eukaryota; Viridiplantae; Streptophyta; Magnoliopsida; Solanales; Convolvulaceae. The record is from the annotation of a GenBank genome assembly.